AUGUCUGCAACCUAUAUUUUCACGACUUCGCCUUGGUCCAAAGAAGCGAUAUCACUCGGUAGUAUUGUGCCAGACAGACGAUGCCCAAACGAGGACAUCAUCAAAGGCGCCGUGACCGAGGAGGAUGUUUCAGUCACUGUCAAUAACAACUUCAAGGGCGUUAUAGAUAAUGGAUCGCAGACAAUCCUGCGAGGAACGAUCGCUGCACUUUGGUUGACGAUUUGCUCGAUCUUCUGGAAGGUGGAAUCCACAGGCAGCUUUGAAAUCUCAGCAAAAGAGGCGCGCUUAUACUCCCUUUCACAGCCAACGGCAAUCUUCCAGAAGCUUUGCGAACUAGACCAUGUUCGCAAGUUUUUCCAAGAUUGCCAUCGACAGGAAAUCACGCCGGCAUUCGUCACUGGCUAUCGAACCCUUACUGACGCGAAAUUAUUGCAGAAAGGCCAGAGUGUGUCAACUGCUUCUGGUAGUGGCGAUGUUAAGACUGGCGGCAUCGGCAAUGAUCCCAGUGAUGCAGUGAGAUCCACCGUACAAGUAGGCCGAGAGAUGAAUGACGGUCGUUGCCUUGAAUACCAAACAAAAGGGGAGGCGGUCUUUGCAAUCAACUUCCGCAAGAUUCUCAUCAAAGUCCGCAAAAGCGAACUGGUACCCUCACUUGAGCGCCAAACCCCGACUAGCUGGCUUAUUUUCUCCAAUGUCAGAGGAAAGCAAGUCGGGGAGGCAGAAGUGAUUCAGGUCUCCCUCGAUACGAGUGGCGUUGUUAAGGAAAGUGUCUUGGUGUUUGAAGAUGCCGACGGGUCAUUUUUAUCUCUAUCUAAGAGAGAUUUACUUCGGGACGACGACGAUGACGACGAAGACGACAAUGACGAGGAAUAA
This is a messenger RNA of Cladophialophora bantiana CBS 173.52, 873 nucleotides long. RefSeq lists its product as uncharacterized. The coding region runs from base 1 to 873 and encodes 290 amino acids. Lineage: Eukaryota; Fungi; Ascomycota; Eurotiomycetes; Chaetothyriales; Herpotrichiellaceae. The transcript has a single exon. The record is from RefSeq and is a predicted model, not a curated record.